Nasonia vitripennis (jewel wasp) is the source of this 5407-nucleotide messenger RNA. RefSeq names its product alpha mannosidase I (gene alpha-Man-Ia). Gene Ontology annotation, biological process: carbohydrate metabolic process; N-glycan processing. Bases 1313 to 3070 code for a protein of 585 amino acids. The transcript has 10 exons. Gene Ontology annotation, molecular function: mannosyl-oligosaccharide 1,2-alpha-mannosidase activity; calcium ion binding. The record is from RefSeq and is a predicted model, not a curated record. Gene Ontology annotation, cellular component: Golgi membrane; endoplasmic reticulum. Lineage: Eukaryota; Metazoa; Arthropoda; Insecta; Hymenoptera; Pteromalidae.
AGCCUCAGUGCGCUGCGGUACGUGGUCGAGCGAGGACGACGUCGCUGCUUCGAGUCUCGCGCGCGAGAGAUAGCCUCCACGUCUCUCUUUCUCUCUCUCUCUCUCGCUCUCGGCCCGUAUUUUGUUCGUGUGUCGCGAAAGCGGAGCAACGUAACGGUACGGCUCAUUCGGUGUAGGUGUGCGCGCGUGUGUUUGUGCUGAGUGUAGGCGCUACGGGUCUGCAUUCCGGAGCGAUUUUUCUCGAGAUACGCAGUACGUACACCGAGUAAGAGAGAAAGAAAGAGACGUCGCCUGGCGUACCAGCGAGGCUCUCGCAAGAGUCCGCACACACCACGUCGUCUGGCCUGAUUAACAUAUCCGCCGCCGAUCUUCUGCGUCUUCCGCUUCGAGAGAGGAACCAGAAUAUCAAAUAAGCCCAGUUAAUCCGGAGAAGAGCACAGCGCGUUGCAUGAUAACAGGUGGUCGUAGCAGUAGACGCGCACACACUCGCACACACGUAAGCACGCACGCGUGCGCGCUCAGUGCCGGUUUAUAAAAUUUUCCUGCGAAAAAGCGGUGGUGCCGGUAUACGCAGGCAGUGUUAAAUACAGUGUGCAGAACACGUAAGCGCGUAGGAAUCCCGAGUGUCGUACAGUAUUUUCCCCGCGAGCCAGCUGUGAGGAAGCCACCGACGCUGCCGCCGCCGCCGGUUUUGUUUGGCGUAAGAGACGCUCACAAAACCCACCGGAGCGAGUGAAAAAGCGGACGGCAGAAAAAGACUACGAGGCGAACAGGGAGAAAGAGAGGAUGAAGAGAUAAAAGAGGAACACACGGCGCAGAGGAAAUAGCUGAAAUAGCCCGGAGAGAGAAAUUAGGCGCUGCUGGCGAACGAAUCAAAAGCUUCGCGGAUUUUCAGGGAAAGCCAGGCCAGAAGCUUUUCCAUCGAAGCCGACCGCUCGGCAGUGUACGUCUGUGUGAUAGACGUCGAAGCUGUGAUACAUCCUACUGCUACAACUACUACCACUGCAGCAGCAGCUGAGGAGAGUAGCCGCUCUCACGCGCGAACAGGAGCAAAAAAGAAGUGCAACGGUAGAGGACUUCCAUGCUCGUCAGGUGAAAGAGAGAGAGGAUCGAGGCCCAGCGGACACGUCUCGAGGGUUGGCAGAAAGUAGCGGUAGCAUUGCUUAAACAAUCCCGACGACUCAUAAUCGAGCACUCGACUCGCGGUGCUUGAGCGACAGCCGCGCGCGCGCGACAACAGGUGGUUGACAAAACGGACGAGUUGGAGGAUCAGAGCGGCUGGAGGAGCAACAGCGUCAAGUGCAGCCCGACGAUGAGGCUGAUGCAGCGCCUGGCCAUCAGCGGACUGCUGUCCGUCAUGCUGAUCGUCCUGCUGACGGGGACGUUCGUGACGAGGCGCGACCUGACGAGCGUCGUCGACCGAGGCGUCGGUCCGGAGGAGCGGAACGAGCAAAUCAAUCCCGCCUGGGUCCAGGACAACAUCGUCCUCGACCCCGUGUACCAGCAGCAGAAGCUGGCCUUCAAGUCGGUCACGACGCCGCGGAUCAACGUCGUCGUGAACGUGAGGCACAGGCAUCCACCGAUAGAGGAGCCCGUGCUAGAGCUCGAGCAGCCAGACGCAGCGCAGGCGCUCGGGCCCUACGUCGUCAAGCAGCCCAAUCCACCCUUAGAUGACGUCACCCACCAGCGCAGGGAGAAGGUCAAGGAGAUGAUGAAGCACGGCUGGGACAACUACGUGCGCUACGCCUGGGGCAAGAAUGAGCUGCGGCCAAUCUCGAAGAGGGGCCACAGCGCCAGCAUCUUCGGCACCUCGACAAUGGGCGCCACCAUAGUCGACGGCCUUGACACCCUCUACAUUAUGGGACUUCACGAGGAGUUCAAGCAGGGCCGCGACUGGAUCGCCCAGAAUCUCGAUUUCGAUAUCAACUCGGAGAUGUCAUUGUUCGAGACGAACAUUCGUUUCAUGGGUAGUCUACUGGCCAGCUACGCUCUCACCGGCGACGUGAUGUUCCGCGAUAAAGCGGCUCUGCUCGGCGAGCGCUUGCUGCCGGCCUUCCAAACGGAAACCGGAAUUCCUCACUCCCUCAUCAAUCUUCACACCGGAGCGAGUAAAAACUACGGCUGGGCAAGCAGCGGCUGCAGUAUCCUGGCGGAAAUCGGAACGAUGCACCUGGAAUUCACGUACUUGAGUGACAUCACGGGCAACCCCAUCUACAGAGCGAAGGUCGAGCACGUGCGGAAGACUCUGAAGAACCUCGAGAAGCCGAAAGGAUUAUAUCCGAAUUACAUCCAUCCGAAGACCGGAAAAUGGGGAAGACAUCACAUGUCUCUGGGCGGUCUCGGCGACAGCUUCUACGAGUACCUGCUGAAGGCGUGGAUCCAGUCCGGCAAGGAGGACAGCGAAGCCCGCGAGAUGUACGACGAGGCGAUGGACGCGGUCGUCAAGCACAUGAUCAUGCGAUCCGCCGGUGGGCUGCUUUACGCCUCGGACCUGCAGUACGAGAGACUCGAGCACAAGAUGGGUCACCUCGCCUGUUUCGCCGGUGGCAUGUUCGCGCUCGGGGCCAAAACGCAGGAGAACGAAGUGAGUAAUCAACACAUGGACAUAGCGGCCGGUCUAACGAACACCUGUCACGAGUCCUACGACCGCAGCGCCACGAAGCUCGGCCCCGAAGCCUUCCACUUCAUCGAGGGCAACGAGGCCAAAAGCCUCAAGAACGGCGAGAAAUACUACAUCUUGCGACCCGAGACUUUCGAGUCGUACUUCGUGAUGUGGCGGCUGACGAAAGAUCCCAAGUACCGGGAGUGGGGCUGGGAGGCCGUGCAAGCUCUCGAGAGGCACUGUCGCGUUCCCGGAGGCUACACCGGCCUCCACAACGUCUACCAACUCGACUCGCCCAAGGAUGACGUCCAGCAGAGUUACUUCUUCGCCGAGACGCUCAAGUACCUCUACCUGCUGUUCAGCGACGACGAUCUCAUAAGCCUCGACGAAUGGGUCUUCAACUCGGAGGCUCAUGCUCUGCCGAUCAGGGGCAAGAAUCCGCUCUACCGCGCGGCACCUACCUUAUAAAGCCCGGGACUUGCUGCUCCAUAAUACACGGCAACUAAUAGGCGGCAGCGGCGGCGACGGCGACACUUCUCGGCAGCGUGAAGCGCGUUGUUGUUUUUACCACGGAGAAGAGAAAACGAAGAUUCAACGCUCCACGUACACGAUCCUUUGAUCCUCCGCGCUUCCACCGAGCCGUCGACCGAAGUGUCAAAUAUAGUCAAUCGUGAACGCGAGAGAAAGAAUGUAUGUGUAUGAGAGAGAGAGAGAGAGAGAGAGAGAGAGAAAGCACACGACACGGUACGAUUAUACACGCAACGCAGCUGAAUGAGAGUAAGUGAUCGGUGCGAUGACAGUUAUUCGAAGCUUUAUACACAUACACACACGCAAAAAAAGCACGUUUGUACAUAACGGUAUGAGGGAGCGAGAUGUAGUGUUUGAAGCGAAUGCAUGAUACGUUCUUCUUUUACACUGCUACUACAAUGUUAACGCGCGCGACCGAGAAAAAAACCGCGAAGCCUCUGCACGGCAGCUCGCGUCGUCGAAAAGGAGCUUUGUCAUCCCCAUCCGCGCGCCGACGACUACGACGACUGCGUUUCGGUUUUUUUCCUUCGCUUACACACGCCCCAAUCUCUCGAGACACGCGCAUCGACAUGCGAGUAUCUCACGUAUCUGGUGUACACGCGCGCUCCAACUUUUCCUUUGUCGUGACGAGGCGUGUAAUCGACAUUCCGAUUUUUACAAGAGGUCAGCGCAUCGCUUCGGGCUUACGCGCGGGCUUUUUGAAACUCAAUGCGAAUGACGAUUCUUACCCCUCGAAAGUCUUCCUUUUUUGAUUUUUUCUUUUCUUUAGUCGCAUACAUUCCUCUGGGUACGAAUUGUACUGCCACUGCACGUUUCAGCGUACACAUUAUAUAACGAGCCUAUAGCGAAUCGAGAAUGAUGAGGAAGCGCGUGUGUGUGAGCUCUUCCAAUCGCAUUCACUCAUAAACUAAUUAUAAAUAUAUACAUAGUUAUAAUCAACGAUACUUUGGAGAAAACGAUAUUCUGUGCAAACAUGCCUACAAUGACUUCGUGUACAUGGGUGAAUAAAAUUUAAAAAAGUAAGCUAGCUUGGAUGCUUGAGACAGGCGUGUACGAUGCGGAUGCCAAUCGCGUGUCAGUCUUAUACUGUAGCUGUAAUAAUUAAGAGAUUAACGUUAGCAAACUGCAAUGAGAAUAGACUUGUAUAUAAGACGGAUGCUAUAUUGAAAGAAAGUCAUAUUCUGCGCAUCGAUCGAACAUGUAAGAGAUAGCGCUAGGAACAGAGGAAGAGAGCGAGGAAGAGAGAGCGUGAAUCCUUUAUAUAGUGGUUGCAAUGAAGAUCUAUUUAAAUAUAUUGCGAUGCAUAUAUACUUAAUGCGAUUUGGUUCACUUAAAUUCUUAAACAAGAAAUUGCUCUACUUGAACAAACCAAUAUUCGAAAAAUCACGACGAUAACAUAUUAAUAAAUAAUAGUCAAUUAUCUUUUAAAGCGGUUCUUGCUAUAUUAGUGAUAUUUUUGUACUUUAAAAAAGUUUUUAUGAAACCUUUUUAAUUUCUACCGAUAUUUACGCGUUUGUAACACUGUGGCAAUCUAUGAAAUCACGACAAAAAGAAUGCAUGUGCGAUAAGAUAUUAUAAAAUUUUUUAUAUUAAAAUUUAUGAAGCGUUGUAUGUACAUCUGAAUUUUGAAUGGCUUGUUUGCUUUUAAGAAUUUAAGUAAACUGAAAAGUUAUGAAUAAAUCGCAUAGAGCCCAAAGUCGAUCACCCGUUAAUAAAGACGUUGGCCAGAUACAAGCAUAUAUGAAGCGUAUACAAGGCGAUAUGGUAGCGUACCGCCAGUGUCAAAUGUAACUUCCGAUAACAAUCAGUUAAAUGUUGCUGCUGCUAAUCGACGAUUAACGGCCAGAAGGUUACUUAAUGUGUAUACACUCUACUUUUUUAAGAUAGUAUAUCCAAAUGUAAGAAGCUCUCGCGAUCUUCGGGGAGGAAAGUUCAGUUGAAGGCAAUAAAAAGAAAAGUCAAACUUGUGACUUUUUUCCCUGAAUCGAUCCGGUCGUCCUGCCGACUAAAAAGAAAUUAAAGCGACUGUUGUCUAUCGAUGUAUAUCACACCUUCGAGACUCGCGACGUGCAAGGUAUUUUUUCCGAAUGUAGCAUCGUUAUGAUUGUACGCGUGACUCUAAUAUUCUAAGAUAUUCCUUUUAUAUUUCGAUUUUUAAUGCUAUUCGUAAACAAAUAACGCAAAGUAAAAUACGUAGUUAUCAUCCGAGGUGAAAAGAUUUUGUAUAUCUGUGGCCAAUCUAUUUUUCUUAUUUUAUCAGUAAUGAGUAAUUUGCAA